Messenger RNA from Dufourea novaeangliae, 1791 nucleotides. RefSeq names its product putative sodium/calcium exchanger 7. Gene Ontology annotation, molecular function: calcium:sodium antiporter activity. NCBI's taxonomy places the organism in Eukaryota, Metazoa, Arthropoda, Insecta, Hymenoptera, Halictidae. Gene Ontology annotation, cellular component: membrane. The transcript is spliced from 9 exons. Bases 1 to 1791 code for a protein of 596 amino acids. The record is from RefSeq and is a predicted model, not a curated record. Gene Ontology annotation, biological process: monoatomic cation transport; intracellular calcium ion homeostasis; transmembrane transport.
AUGUCUCAAACCGAUUAUAUAGAUGUCGGAUGGCAGGAAUACUUCCAAAGACAUGGACGUCUGCCGAUACGUGAGGAUGAUUGCUCGUAUGUUUGGCAAGUACCCGCCCAAAACCGCUGCGAAUGGGUGAAGACAAUUCACGAUUGCAACACAGAUUCCGUAUUCCAAUACACAGAGCUCCUAUUUUGCACUUUUAAUUCGGAUAAUAAACUUCUGUUCAGUGUUGGAUUGAUGCCCAUGGUUCUAUGGCUGUUAUAUAUGUUUCUGAUGCUCGGAACCACAGCAGACAACUUUUUCUGUCCGUCACUGGCGGUAAUAGCCAGUGUGAUGCGAUUGUCGGAUAAUAUAGCGGGGGUGACAAUAUUGGCAUUCGGAAACGGUGCUCCGGAUAUCUUUACGUCCCUCGUGUCCGGCAACGAAGAAGGGAUAAUAAUGUUCACGGAAUUAAUCGGCGCCGGUGUCUUCGUGACGACUAUGAUCGCCGGAUCCGUCGCAGUGGUCAAGCCUUGUCGGAUCUACUUGAAGUCACUCAUGAGGGACGCCUGCUUUUAUAUCGUGACCGUGUGCUGGAUCACAUAUGUCGUGAAAGAUCACACUAUUCACCUUUGGGAAGCUUUUAGUUUUGUUCUAUGCUACGUACUCUUCAUCGUGGUGGUAGUGUUAAUGCAAAUGUAUGAGACCAGGGAGGAAAAGAUUAAAAGCAGGAUCCCAAGUGAAUCGGAUCCAGACGUCCUGCGCACUUACUUGGCGAACAAGGAUGCAGCCAGCGCUCUCAAGAUUCCCGUGAGGCCACGUGCUUUUAGCCUGCGAACUAAGCUCGAUAUUGCAAUUGCCAUGGAACUGCAACGGGAAAAGAAGUUACAGAAGUCAACGUUAUCAGAUGAUACACUAUCACGUGAAGAAGAUACUGACAGACCACAGGGACUGUUCAAGGAAUUCCUGUAUGAUAUCACACCGAUAGGGGAGGAGGAAUGGACGAACGCGAAUUGGAUUUUUAAGUUCAUUUUAAUUAUCCGCGCACCUGCCAUGUUCCUACUUCAAUUAUUUAUCCCACUUGUGAACAUGGCCGCCGCGAAGAAAGGCUGGUCCAAACUGCUAAAUUGCUUCCAGCUGUGUGUGACACCGACGUUGGCAUUGUUUCUAUUAAAUGUCUGGCACGGACAUAUUGGCCCUGUUCCAGUCGUGCCGAUAUCCCUUGUCGUCGGCACUAUAAUUGGCGUAAUUGUAUUCCGUAUAACCGACGAGAAUCGUUCACCGAAGUAUCAUAACGCUUUCGCGUUCCUUGGAUUUUUGACCGCCAUGCUGACGGUAUAUUUGAUGGCUGGGGAAGUGAUGGCAGUCCUCCAGUGCAUAGGGCACGCUUUUAGUAUAUCAGAUGCCAUGCUUGGUAUUACGUUUCUCGCAUGGGGUAACAGUAUAGGUGAUAUGAUAUCAAACAUCGCCAUAGCUAAACAGGGAUUUCCGCGAAUGGGAUACGCAGCCUGUUUUGGUGGACCGAUGUUCAAUACACUUUUGGGAUUAGGACUAACUUAUGGAAUGGCCGCUGCUCAAGCGCCGAAUUAUCGUACACGUAUGAGAAUAAGCGACAUGGCACCUGGUUGUUUCGCCUUCCUGCUCUGUUCCUUAUUUACAACUAUUAUCUACUUGAAUAUUACGGGCUCGAUUGCUCGAAGAUCGUACGGAUACCUUUUGUACUCUAUAUAUUUCACAUUUAUUGUGAUUCAGUUUCUCAGUGAGUUUCAAAUAAUUCAUCCACUUGGUACUGAUCACCGGCCAGAAGAUAUUAAGUAA